UUUCGAUCGUCCCUAUAAAUUGGACCAAUAUAUGCCCAAAGUCUCAAAUGCAAUUUCUCACACCAACUUUUCAUGGAUAGCUCUGUAGCACCAAAGAUGGAGAUGAUUGGAAUUGGUGAUCAUAUACAGACAAGGAAGGUCUCCACACACCGAAGAUCCUCCAGGGGUGGCUGGAAUGCCGCCAUUUUAAUCAUCUUUGUUGAGAUAGCAGAGCGUUUUGCGUUCUACGGUGUGUCCGGUAACCUCAUCUCCUACCUCACAAAAGAACUCCAUCAGCCCACCGUCGCUGCCGCUAAGAAUGUCAACACCUGGGUUGGCGUCUCAACACUCUUCCCCUUGCUCGGAGCCUUCAUUGCCGAUUCCUACUUGGGUCGCUUCAAGACCAUCCUUAUCUCCUCCCUCAUCUUUCUCUCGGGAACAGUGCUAUUGACCUUAUCGGUGUCAGUGUUUCCUUUGCAUUGGCGCAAAUCAUUGUUCUUUGUAGCGCUUUACAUAUUGUCUGUGGGUGAAGGUGGGCACCGGCCAUGCGUGCAAACCUUUGCAGCGGACCAGUUCGACGAGGAUUCGCCGGAGCAGAGAAAGGAGAAGAGCUCGUUUUUCAACUGGUGGUAUGUGGCGAUAGUGACCGCGGCAACUGCUGCCACACUGUUGAUAAUCUAUCUGCAGGAUAACAUUGGGUGGACAGUAGGACUAGGAGUGUUGGCAGGGGUGUUGGGAGUGGCAUUGGCAAUAUUUUUGCUAGGAACCAAGAAGUACCGGAAGGAGGGUCCCCCAGGGAGCCCAUUCAGCACGGUGGCGCAGGUCUUUGUGGCAGCGGCUCGGAAGUGGCGCGUGGACGAGACGCGUAUCGGUUGGGAUGUAUACCAUGGAGAUCAGAGCAGUGGGGCCCUGCCUUAUGGUCAGCCUAACGCUCAGAUCUUCGCCCGGACUAAGCAAUUCAGGUUUUUGGACAAGGCAAUGAUCAUCGACAACAACAAUGAUGCAUCAAGCAAAACCAGAAAUCCAUGGAGGCUAUGCUCAGUAAAUCAAGUAGAAGAAGUAAAGUUGGUCCUCCGCCUCAUCCCGAUAUGGUUUAGUUGCUUAAUGUUCAACGUUGUCCAAACCCAACUCCACACCUAUUUCAUUAAGCAAGGCAGCACAAUGCUCCGGUCCAUCGGACCCCACUUUCAGCUUCCUCCGGCAUCACUUCAAGCCCUCACUGGCAUCAUAAUCUUAAUCACAGUCCCACUCUACGAGAGAAUUUUCGUCCCCAUUGCCAGAAAAUUCACCGAACACCCAUCGGGCAUUACUGUGCUGCAAAGGAUAGGAGUAGGCCUAUUUCUCUCCAUAAUCAACAUGGUUGUGGCAGCUCUGGUAGAAGCCAAAAGGGUCAGCAUUGCCAAAGAGAAUAACCUCGUGGAUAACCCAAAAGCAGUGGUACCAAUGGUGAUUUGGUGGUUGUUCCCACAAUACAUGAUUUGCGGUUUGUCUGAUGCAUUCACAAUCGUCGGACUCCAAGAAUUGUUCUAUGAUCAAAUGCCGGAGGCAAUGAGGAGCAUCGGAGCAGCAGCAUACCUGAGUGCUCUUGGAGUUGGAAGCUUCCUCUGCAAUGCUAUUAUAUCAAUUGUCCAGGCAAUCAGCUCAAGGGGUGGUGAGAAAUGGCUUGGCGACAAUCUCAAUCGUGCACACCUUGAUUAUUUCUACUGGGUGCUGGCAGGACUCAGUGCUUUUAGCCUGUGUGUCUAUGUAUGGAAUGCUCUUCGCUUUGUCUACAAGAAUGUUGAUUGGGAUAAAGUAAGCAAAGGGAGAAUACUGCAGCAGAAUCCUUAUCCUGUGUAAAACUAGGUUAAUACAGAAAGCAUACUAUGCAGAGUAUAUCUUAUAGUAGAUGAGUGUUUGACAUGAGCAAUAAAUGGUUAUUAUAGAAAUAUCAGUUACGAUG
Alnus glutinosa is the source of this 1921-nucleotide messenger RNA. Its product is annotated as protein NRT1/ PTR FAMILY 5.4-like. Bases 73 to 1818 code for a protein of 581 amino acids. Gene Ontology annotation, cellular component: membrane. Gene Ontology annotation, biological process: oligopeptide transport; transmembrane transport. The transcript has 6 exons. Lineage: Eukaryota; Viridiplantae; Streptophyta; Magnoliopsida; Fagales; Betulaceae. The record is from RefSeq and is a predicted model, not a curated record. Gene Ontology annotation, molecular function: transmembrane transporter activity.